AUGAAUUCAAUCUUACAUACUUGUACACACUCUAAUGAUGAUACACUAACCAGAAUGACCGAAGACCAAAUGUAUGCUGCCAUAUUCAAGUAUAUUGAACAUUUAUUUGAAAUCAUCAAACCUCAAAAAGUGUUUUAUAUGGCAAUCGACGGAGUGGCUCCGAGAGCAAAGAUGAAUCAACAAAGAGCUCGUAGAUUUCGAUCCGCAGUGGAAGCAGAGGAAAAUUUAAAGAAAGCAAUUGAGAAAGGGUUAGAGAUUCCCAAAGAAGAUCCAUUCGACACGAAUGCAAUUACUCCAGGAACUGAAUUUAUGGCUAAAUUGACCGAAAACCUUAAAUAUUUCAUUCAUAAAAAAAUAAGUGAAGACUCCAACUGGGCUGGCGUUCAAAUUAUUUUGAGUGGACACGAAGUUCCUGGGGAAGGUGAACAUAAAAUUAUGGAGUAUAUCAGAACUAUGAAGUCGCAAGAUGAAUAUGAUCCUAAUUUGAGACAUUGUAUUUACGGUUUAGAUGCUGAUUUGAUCAUGCUCGGAUUAGUUGCCCAUGACCCACAUUUCGCUUUGCUUAGAGAGGAAGUGACAUUUGGUCCGAAGGCCGCGAAGAAGAGUACUGAUGUGAAUGAUCAGACGUUUUUCUUGCUACACUUAUCAUUAGUGAGAGAAUAUUUAUCGUUGGAGUUUCAAGAGUUGGACAACCAGUUAAGUUUCGAAUAUAAUUUUGACAGAAUGUUGGAUGACUUCAUAUUAAUUAUGUAUGUCAUUGGUAACGAUUUCUUACCUAAUUUACCAGACUUAUUCAUCAACAAAGGUGCAUUCCCAUUAUUGAUAGAAACAUUUAAGCAGACAUUGAAGCAAUCUGAUGGCUAUAUUAAUGAAAACGGUACCAUCAAUUUGAAGAGAUUAGAUAUUUGGUUGAACUACUUGUCUGAGUUCGAAUUAGAAAAUUUUGAAAGGCAAGAUGUUGACGUCGAGUGGUUUAAUAAGAGGUUGGAAGAUAUCUCGCUUACUGGUGAAAAGAAAAGAGAAAGAAUGGGUAAAUUAGUCUUGCUCAAAGAUCAAAAGAAAUUGGUCGGUUUAAUCAAACCUUGGCUACUCUCAACCUGUUCUAAGAAAGUUGAUGAUUUGAUAAAGCUUGAGCAAAUAGGGAAGUUACCAAGUUUGACAUUACCUAAAGAUGAAGUAUCAAAGCAUUUAGAUUUCAUAAAAAGAUUUGCGUUAGAAGUUGGUAUCAUCAUUAUUCAUUCGAAAUCUCAGGACUCUUACGAGACAAGGUUGGAUCUUGAUGGAUUUUCACCUAAUGAAACCGACGAAGAGUUUGAGGAAAGGAUAAAUGAAGUUAAAAAAACCAUCAAAAAAUACCAAUCUGCAAACUUAUUCGAAACUGAAGACUUAUUGAAGGAAUCAAAGGAUAUCUAUGAUUCCAAAUUUUUGAAUUGGAAAGAUAAAUACUACAAAGAUAAGUUACACUUUUCAAUUUAUGAUAAGGAGAAAAUCAUUGAAAUCACAGAACAUUAUUUGGAAGGAUUACAAUGGGUUUUGUAUUAUUACUACAAAGGAUGCCCAUCGUGGAACUGGUAUUACAAAUAUCAUUACGCCCCUAGAAUCUCUGAUAUCUCCGUUGGAUUACGCGAACUAUUGAAAUCUAAGCGGAAAAUAGAGUUUGAAAAGUCGAAGCCAUUUAAACCCUUUGAACAGUUAAUGGCAGUUUUACCAGCGAGAUCCCGAAAUUUGAUGCCCAUUGUUUAUAGACCUUUAAUGACGGACCCCCAUUCACCAAUCAUAGAAUUUUACCCAGAUAAGGUGGAUAUUGAUAUGAAUGGGAAGACUGCUAGCUGGGAGGCUGUUGUUCUUCUCAGCUUUGUCGACGAAAAGGAACUUAUCAGGGCCUUGGCUCCUUUAGAAUCUAAGUUACUGCCAGAUGAGAAGAAAAGGAACUCAAUUGGGACUGAUAUUGAGUUCAUUUACAAUCCUCAAGUUGAUCAGGUAUAUAACUCACCACUACCUGGUUUCUUUAAUGAAAUUGAGCAUGAUAAGUGUUUUGAGUCAAAUUUUAUUCCUCCUCCUGUCAAAAAUGUAAAAAUUGGAUUAGUUGAAGGGGCAAAGAUAGGCAAAGAUUUACUCGCUGGAUUUCCGACUCUUCAAACAAUCCCAUUCACUUCCAAAUUAAGUUUAGAAGAGAUCAAAGUUUUUCAGGCCCCUUCUAGGUCUGAAUCAAUGAUAUUAACAAUCGAGAACAUCUGGGAAGAUAUUUCAAUUCACCAGUUUAGUGAAAAGUUUUUGGGUAAAAUUGUAUACAGCAACUGGCCAUUUUUAAGAGAGUCUAAAGUAGUAAAAAUUGAAGAUUCGGAAUAUAAAUACGAGAGGAAAAAAGUUGGUAAUUACAAAAAGGUCACCGCUUCACACCUUAACUCUCUGGAAGUACUGGUAUUCAAGCAGUCGGUCAAUUCCUUUGCGAGCUUGUACGGGAAAACAAAAGGAGUAAAAUUGAGCAAUAUAAGCGGAUUGGUUCACGUCCAGCCAGUGACAGGAUUAAUAAGAAACGCAAAGGGAGCUUAUGUCAAGACAUUCUCAAAAGAUAUUGAAACUUAUCCAGUGCAAUUGAUUGUCGAAGAAGUUUCUAACGAAGAUCCUAGAUUUGCUACAAGGCCACCUCUUCCAAUCGAAGAAGAGUUUCCAUUGAAUUCACAGGUUGUAUUUUUAGGUGAUAUGGCUUAUGGGGCACCUGCCACUGUUGCUGGAUACAAUGAUCUGGAAAAAUUAAGUAUUAAGAUAUCGAAAAUUCAAACCAAUGCUGAACCAAAUAUCGGUAAACAAAGAUACGAAAUGGAGAAAAAGGAGAUCAAAUAUUAUCCAUCAUAUGAAGUCGCAAAAACUUUGAGGUUGCAUCCUUUGUUUUUAUCCAAGAUUUCCAGUGGGUUUAUGGUAGAGGACAACAAGGGGAGAAAGGUUAAUGUUGGCUUAGAACUAAAGUUUGAAGGAAGAAGAGAAAAAGUUUUAGGAUUUACCAAAAGAAAUGUAAAAGGAUGGGAAUUUUCUCCGUUGGCAAUUAAACUCAUUGAGGAUUACAGGAAACAUUUUCCAAAAUUCUUCGAAGAACUCAAGAAAUUAUCAACUAAUUCUAUUCCUCGCAUCAAAGAAUUUUCAAACGACUCGGAAUUAGAUGAGGUUAGAAAAUGGCUUAAAGAAGCCAAGUCCCAACUUGUAAGAGUUUCUUUAGAAAGUGAGUCUUUGACAAAAUUUAGCUAUCAAGCAAUCGAGACUUUUAUGGACACCUAUCUGCAAUCUAACUUCCCAUAUGUCAACAAAGAUAUCAAAGGUGUUCCGAAAGACGCAGUGUUAAACCCAAGUUUGUCUUAUCAAUUAUUGAGUGAUCAAAAGUUUGAGCUUGGUGAUCGGAUUAUCUAUGUUCAGGAUUCUGGAAAGGCACCUAAAUUGUCUCGAGGCACGGUCGUCAAUAUAAACACGUUCGGAAACAAAAUAUCUUUAGGCGUAAUUUUCGAUUUUCCUUUAAUAAGUGGUAACAACAUGAACGGGAAAUUAAAGAGCAACAGAGGAGUUACAAUCGAUUCGUCUUUGGUUCUAAAUAUUACCAAUAAGCAAUUUGUAUAUCAUAGCAGGGCCUCGAAAGAUAGGAAGCCUCUCACUCCCGAACAGCGAGCUGCAAAAGCCAAGGCGGUUGCCGCAUACAAAGCUAAACAAAAUGAAAUAACGAAGGAGAAAAAUCUGAGAAAGACAAAUGAACUUUUGACUUUACUAAAAAAGAAUGUUUCUUCUGAUGAAAAAUCUGUUUCGAAGGAUUCUAAGGAUGAGGGGGAAUAUAUUAAUUCAGACGCUAUUAAGCAUAUUUACGGUCAAAUAUAUUCUAACGUGAUGAAUGAAGGGAUCGCACCUUUUGUUCCUCCUAUGAUACCUUCCCAAGCUCAAAUGCAACAAAUGCCUCCGGUAAAUUCCUCAGGACAGCUGCAGGUAUUUGAUGAAUCUGGCCCAAAAGAUGCGCCUUUUAAUGGCUCCACUGGAGGAGUCAGCACAAGAGGCAAGGGUGGCGCUAAAAAUGGCAGAGGACGUGAUACUUCAAGCAGAGGUUCCAGUAGAGGCUUCGCCAACAGAGGUAGAGGAUCUUCAGUUAGGGGAAGCUCUAAUAGAGGAAAUGCUAAUAGGGGAAAUUCUGCUAAAGAAUCCUCGACCAAUAACUCUAGCGGUAACAAAAAAGAGUAG
Messenger RNA from Priceomyces carsonii, 4212 nucleotides. It is a transcript of the gene KEM1, whose product is annotated as chromatin-binding exonuclease. The record is from RefSeq and is a predicted model, not a curated record. The transcript has a single exon. Lineage: Eukaryota; Fungi; Ascomycota; Pichiomycetes; Serinales; Debaryomycetaceae. Bases 1 to 4212 code for a protein of 1403 amino acids. Gene Ontology annotation, molecular function: nucleic acid binding; 5'-3' exonuclease activity. Gene Ontology annotation, biological process: nuclear-transcribed mRNA catabolic process.